AUGAUUUUGCAUCUCCUGGGAGGGAACUGUAAGUAAACAACACAGUUCCGUCCCCUGUCAGCUCCUGCACACUGCUAUGCAUGGCUUUGCAUAGCAGAGCCAUACAAAGCAGUGUGCUUACAGUGAAGCACACACAGAACACAGUAAAACAGCACACAGUUAACCCUUUGGUCACCCCAGAUGUUAACCCCUUCCUGCCCAGUGCCAUUAGUACAGUGUCAGUGCUUUUUAUUAGCACUGAUCACUGUAUUGGUGUAACUGGGGAUGUCAGUUACACCAAGUCGAGCCAGUUCCCCCCAGUGGCAGAAUGCCCACCGCAGUCCCACAGCCCCGCUAUAAGUCACUGUUUGCUGCCAUUACUAGUAAAAAUA
This is a messenger RNA of Staurois parvus, 371 nucleotides long. NCBI's taxonomy places the organism in Eukaryota, Metazoa, Chordata, Amphibia, Anura, Ranidae. The record is from the annotation of a GenBank genome assembly.